Molecule: messenger RNA, 2267 nt
Organism: Onychostoma macrolepis
Lineage: Eukaryota; Metazoa; Chordata; Actinopteri; Cypriniformes; Cyprinidae
Gene: slc41a2a
Product: solute carrier family 41 member 2a
Exons: 11
Coding region: 737-2212 (491 amino acids)
Biological process (GO): monoatomic cation transport
Cellular component (GO): plasma membrane
Molecular function (GO): monoatomic cation transmembrane transporter activity
Source: RefSeq, a predicted model, not a curated record
AUGAACUUUUGAGUAAUGUUCUGAGGGCAGGGGGUUUUGGAAGAAUGAUAAAGCAAUGUCAUAAUUUUGAUGAAAUCAAUUAAAGAGAAGAGAAAUAUUGCAUUUGAGUAAAUGUAUCAUCUCUGCUGAAUUAAAGAAAAGAAAAGAAAGAAAUAUAGCUAUUAAAAACGAAUGUCUUUUCUCAUGUAUCAGGACUUUUGACUCUGUCCUGCGAGUGGCGCCAUAAAGCACAGCGACAAUACAAGUUAUGAAACUUUUUUCCUCAACUAAUUGUACAAAUGAAUGCAUUAUUAUAUACCAGUCAGUUGAACAGCAAAAGCCUGAAGGCUGCAUUCAUAACCAUAUACCGUGCGGCCCUGUUUUAGUCUGUCCUCGGUUUUCUAAUGAGAAACGUGUGCCAAAUGAGUUCAGCUCAGCACAAACAGAGUGGCUUCACAAACCUGCAUCGACUCCACUGUCACAGUCAGUCUGCUAGGGCCAGUUUGGAGGCUGAAUGAGAGGAAAGAGUGAAAAAAGUGCUCGAGAACCACCACAGAUUCAGCUCCUUGGUUUUAAGGCUUUGCUGCUUUGAGGUGAGAUGUCAAGCAACUAUAUCAUCCAACUCGCUCAAAUAAUCUAUACUAAUUUGAUCUAAAAUUCAUCUAUACACACAAUCUAAGAUUCAUUAUAUCAAGUACCUUCACAUGAUUCGUUUGCAACAAACAAACUGUAAUAUAUUUUUUGAUACGGUUGUGUGAUGACAAUGGGAUCCGUCACUGAAGAAAAGCAGAAAGAGUGUCAGCUGACCUCAGCUCAACUGUUAUCCGGAGAAAAUGUGCAUCAGUUUACACCAGAGACCAGAAGACCCGACAGAACAUCAAGCUUCUGCAGCAAGGCAUUUUCAGAGUCGGAUCCCUUACUUCCCAAUGAGUUUUACAGGACAGCAUUGGCCUCUGGGACUAUAUCUCAAAUUCAUGGCCAGGAGAUGCCGAGCGAGUCAGUCCGGGCCAUGGUGGUGCAGAUCUUGUUUCCGUUCCUCCUGGCUGGUUUUGGGACGGUUCUGGCAGGGAUGUUGCUGGAUGUAGUGCAGCAUUGGGACGUUUUCCGUAAUGUGACUGAGAUCUUCAUCCUUGUCCCACCUCUACUGGGUCUGAAGGGGAACCUGGAGAUGACACUGGCAUCAAGACUCUCCACCGCUGUGAAUGUUGGCAGAAUGAACUCUUCAAGCGAGAGGUGGAACCUGAUCAUUGGAAAUCUCGCCCUCAAACAGGUACAAGCUACAGUUUUGGGUUUCCUGGCUGCUCUGGUAGCCUCAGCUCUUGGAUGGAUCCUGGAGGAGGAACUCAUCAUGAACCACGUAGCUCUGCUUUGCUGUUGCAGCGUCGUGACAGCUUUCACAUCAUCCCUCCUUCAGGGCAUCGUAAUGGUUGGUGUGAUUGUUGGAUCCAAGAAGGUGGGCGUGAACCCUGACAACAUAGCCACGCCCAUCGCUGCCAGUUUAGGUGACAUCAUCACACUUGGACUGCUCGCCGUCAUCAGUCAAGGCUUCUUUUACUGCAUGGAGCCUUACCCUUAUAUUACCUACCUGGUGUGUGUUGUUUUCUUGUGUCUGACGCCGAUGUGGGUAAUUCUAUCAUUUCGGCACACUGAAAGCCAAAAACUGUUGCUUUCCAGCUGGGAACCAAUAAUAACUUCAAUGGUGAUCAGCAGCCUUGGAGGACUGAUUCUGGACCGUACCAUUGCAAAUCCAAAGCUGGAAGGAGUUGUUCUCUACAGUCCUGUUAUAAAUGGUGUUGGUGGUAAUCUGGUUUCCAUCCAGGCUAGUCGUAUAGCCACGUAUCUUCAUUUUCACUGUCCACUGGGUGAACUUCCAGACAAUGCUAAAGGAUAUUACUGCCCCUGCCGCAGCUUUUGCUCCACAGGGCCGAAUGGAAGAUCAGCGCAGGUGCUGCUCACGCUGGCCAUCCCGGGUCACCUGGUCUUCAUCUACAGCAUUUACCUAAUACAAGGCAGCCCGGAUCCACCCACUGCAGCCUUCGUUUUCUUCUAUUUGGGGGCUGCUUUCACACAGGUGUUUCUUCUGCUGAGCAUCGCUGAUGUUAUGGUUCACUGCUUAUGGAAGUGCGGCAGAGAUCCUGAUAGCUUCUCCAUCCCGUAUCUGACAGCUCUGGGGGAUCUUUUGGGCACUGGCUUUCUGACGCUGUGUUUUCUUCUUAUGUCACUGGUGACAUAGCCUAAACAUUAAAAUUACAUUGUCCGAUUUCAUUAAACAGAUUAGAUCUGAUCUG